Gasterosteus aculeatus aculeatus (three-spined stickleback) is the source of this 1569-nucleotide messenger RNA. The record is from RefSeq and is a predicted model, not a curated record. NCBI's taxonomy places the organism in Eukaryota, Metazoa, Chordata, Actinopteri, Perciformes, Gasterosteidae.
AACCUAAAAUGGUGUUGUUUUUAAACAAAUUGUAAAUUAAAACCCCAGCCUGUAUAUAAAAUGUAUCCUGUCUCAGCUAGGUUAAAAUGUUGAAUGUCAAUGCAUCAGGGAUGAUUAAACAAUAACAAUAAUUGAAUACAUUAUGAUUUUAUUUUGACCGAAUAGUGUGUUUUUCAUUUUUAAAAUAGAGUCAAUUUAGCAAUCCUACUAUAGCUUCAUUAAAGGAUUCAAUACUUCUCCCACUACUGAACCUACAUUAUGCUACUAUACUUUUACCUCUUCUGCUGUCCAUUAUCCCGACAUAAUUUGAUUUCAGAAAUCGCGAAAAGUAUCUUUAGUGGCAGCACUUUUCUUUUUAGUAUACUAGGAGCUCCCUGGAGCUGAAAGUCAAUCCUUUUUUCCUGCAUAAAGUAGCAUCUUGUUGUUUUCUCCACAGUUGUUCUCCGCUAAUACCCAGCAGGUAACCUGCCCAUGUGUUCAGCUCCAUGGGUGCCUUACUGUCAGUUUGGCUGUGCAACAGAGAAGACAGUAACCCUCUCUCCUCUUCGUCAGCUUUCGCCCCGCUGGCUGUCCCCAAAUCCUCUCGCCUGGCGGUCACUCUGAACUCUUUUCCGGUCAAUCCGGCAGAUGCUCGCUCACACUGGAGCCUGGUGCACCGCUCACCUCACUUCCUGCUGUCGGCCUGCCGGCAGGAAGCCACACGGUCGCCCGUUGAGCUGAGCAGCGAUGGGGUGAGGGCAGAAAUGGGGGUGAAGAGCGGGCUUCACGUCUGGGAGCUGCUUUGGAGCCCCAACGACAGAGGAAGUCACGCCGUCGUAGGCGUCUCCAGGCAGAACUGCCCCUUGCAGGCCUCGGGCUACAACGUGCUUAUUGGUCGGGACUCGCAGUCCUGGGGCUGGGAACUCAAAACCAAUCAGCGCUGGCAUGCCGGGAAGAGUCUCGGUACUUACCCAAGAACGAGGAGGAGACGCCAAUCCGAGGCCGUGGAGGAUUUUAAGAUCCACACAAAGGCGACUCUUUCUAUCCCUGAGCGCAUCCUGUUGGUCCUGGACGCCGACGCAGGGACUCUGGGCUUUGUUGUUGAUGGCAGCUUUCUGGACGUGGCUUUCAGAGGCCUUCCUCUCGGAGUGGAGCUGUUCCCAGCUGUGAGCAGCGUGAGAGGAGGAGCCAGCAUACGACUACGAUACCUGAACGGCGCCACGCGUGACCCCCCUGCCUUGAUGGCUCUGUGUGCACUGUCAAUUCAACAGUUUUUAGGGCAAAAGAGGCAAACUGAAAUGGACAAACUGCCUCUACCCACUUGUCUCCAGCACCACCUGCUUUCCACCUACUAAUUCAUUCACAAACACAAAAACAAUAGGAAACAUUUAGUCAGUCACAGAAGUGCAACAGCAAUUUAGAGAUGUGUAUACAUAUUAUAGCCAUACGAAUGGAUCUAUUAUUUAUCUUAUUUACUAUAACAAAAUAUUAAUUUCACUGAGUUUUUAGAGCGUUAACAGUGAGCUGGGAGGUAUUCUCUUUCUGCUUGUUUUUUUGUGUGUUUAAUAAAUUGCUCCCAUUUAAAUUGAA